Molecule: messenger RNA, 3904 nt
Organism: Episyrphus balteatus (marmalade hoverfly)
Lineage: Eukaryota; Metazoa; Arthropoda; Insecta; Diptera; Syrphidae
Product: TBP-related factor
Exons: 3
Coding region: 146-829 (227 amino acids)
Biological process (GO): DNA-templated transcription initiation
Molecular function (GO): RNA polymerase II general transcription initiation factor activity; DNA binding
Source: RefSeq, a predicted model, not a curated record
CUUGUGCGAUGUGAGAUUUUGAGUUGCUUGAAGUAAAACAAAUUAUCAAAUUAUGUUGACGUAUCACCUGGUUUGGUACUAAUUGAAAAAGUAUCGUGGCGUGGUAUCUAUUAAAUUCAUUACUAGACGAUUACAAAAUGUUACAAUGAAUACAUCUGGCCUCAAUUAUCCAAAUAAAAUCAUGACUACAAAACCUCCAGGCCUCUUGUCACCAAACAUAAACAGGGCCAAUCCGCACCUGUCAAUAGCUCCAUCAGCUCCCGUACUUGCAGUAGGACCCAAGGACGCUCUCCAUGAGGUUAAAAUACAAAAUGUAGUUGCAACUGUUUCAGUUGCAUGCGAGCUAAAUUUACAGGACAUCAACUUCAGAACCCGAAAUUCCGAAUACAACCCAUCAAGAUUCCACGGUGUCGUCAUGCGUAUGAGAGAACCACGAUGUACGGCCUUGAUUUUUCGCACGGGAAAAAUCAUUUGCACUGGUGCUCGCAACGAAGCUCAAGCACAUUUAGGGGCUCGUAAGUUUGCUCGAAUACUGCAAAAACUUGGCUAUUUUGUGAAAUUCAAUGACUUCAAAAUGCAAAACAUUGUGGCGACUGUGGAUUUGCGGUUUCCUAUUCGUUUGGAGAACCUUAAUCAAGUACACGGUCAAUUUAGCUCUUACGAACCAGAACUAUUUCCUGGUUUAAUUUAUCGAAUGGUGAAGCCUCGGAUGGUACUUUUGAUAUUUGUGAAUGGAAAAAUAGUUUUCACAGGGGCAAAGGCAAAGAGAGAGAUUAUGGAAUGUCUUGAGAUAAUUUACCCUAUUUUACAAAGUUUUCGUAAAAACUAGAUUAGUUAUUGUUUUUUUUUUUUUUAAUUUAAGGAAAUUUUUUUCUGUAAUGUUGCAUUGUUUUUUUUUUAAUAAUAUCGAAGACAUUCUAAAAAAAAUAUAUCUUAUGAUGUAUUAGCUUUUAAUUGAUUUUGUGAUUUUAUUUUGCGUUCGUUACAAAACUAAUGUCGUUCUCCAUUUGCUUUGGAGAUUUUUGUGUAAAAUUUCUAGAUUUAUUCCUGACAAAUGGAAGAUGAAAUCUUUUUUUCAAAAUCUGGUUUAUAUAAAAAAACAACAACAAAAAAUGUCAAACAGAGGAGUGUACAUGCAUUGUGAAAUCGAAAUUCAAAUUUUUUAAUCUCGAUUCUAUUUUCAUAAGUCUAAAGUGGCAAAUAAUACAUAAAAUCUGAGAUUUUUCCGUUUUUUCCCCUAUUCACCCCCUAUUUCUGAGCUGUUAGUUUCAGAAAUCUGUCAAAUGGACGACGACAUGAGAUGGAAUAGUUGAGGCCGAUAUUAAAACAUUGUAAAGUGAUACUAAUGGGAUAAUGGGAAAAGAAUGUUUUAUAGAUCCAAAGGUGACAAAUAAACAAAGAGAGGCUUUCGGGGAAAUCAAGUAAUACAACAAAAGGAAAGGGCGUAGCAUUUAUAUCUGUUAUGAAAAUUGCUUUAGCAAAACCACCAACAGACCUAAAAAAGAAGGUUGCAAAGUCCUAAGUAUGCGGAAAUCUCUGCAAAAAAUUGACUUGAUGAAAGUGAAGCCACUGUUAGGAACUUUUAAAAUAAUACUACUUGCAUCCGCCGACAAAAUUCUUCACAUUUUGAAGAGCAGCUUUUUAGGAUGUACCUAAUUAAGGAGAAGUACCCAGCAUCACAGUCGAAGAAUUUUGUGUAGCGGUGAAAAACUCCAAGAAAGGAAAAACAAUUAGUUAAGAAGAAAAUCUGUAUUGCGUGUGUCGUUCAUCUUACGAUGCGAUAAAAACGGAUGGAAUCUAUAAAUAUGUUUUAGUAUAUCUCUUUCGACAAAGAUAUUUGCCAAUGUGAAUUUUGAACAUGAACGGGAACACGAAACUGUGUUCGAUCAAGCUGAUGUCACACACCAUGAAGACGGAUUUUAGAUGGCCUAAUGCGAAAAAUAAUGCAGCUGUUUGAUCUCUGAUGCACUGCGGGUUUGUUUAGAGCAAAUCAAGAACAGAUGCCAUACAGAGUUUAGGAAUUAAUGGGAAAACAGCGUUAUUCUUGAAGGUAGUUGAUUUCGAAACGGUAUUCGGUGGACAACCACAAGAUCUAACAUUUGUUUUCCAGCAAUAGCGGGGUGUUCGGGAAAUGUAGCCUCAGAUGAUUAUGGAUAUGUACAAGCGAGUAUUAACGGAGGUAAGUUACCCCGCAGGAGUCAUUGAAAAGCUCCUCCGCCUUGAGUCCAUCACAGGGGGUCUAUUACGUAAUACGAAACGAGCGGCAAGUAAACGAUAGUCACGACAAAGAGCGAUUAUGUAGAACGAGAAAGGCGUAUGGCCAAACUAAACCGAAAAAAAUAUUUUUUUGAGGUUCACAUGCAUUCUGACGGCAUCGGCAGAAGCAACAAUAUUGUUACAACUAAACGAAAACGAAAGUCAAAGAAAGGCAAAUGGCAGUCGUAAAGAUUAACGAGUAUCGUUGAGAUAAAACGAUUAUCGUAAUACGUAAUCGCGUCUGAACAAUAACGAAAUAGUUUCAACGAUAAUCGUUCAACAAAAUAGGGCCCCAGUCCUUGGCGUUCUGCUUGAAAGAAAAGUGACGGAUCCGCAAGUGAAUCAGUUAUUCUUUAGUUAUGAUGGAGUCAUCAUUAGUAAAAAUCCCACAUCCAUGAAAACUAGCACUUGAUAUAAGUAGGUAUUGUGGAGGGAAAUGGUUACCGUAUUAGCGCGAAAAAGAAAAUAUCUGGCUGACUAUUUUCUGACCCGGGAGACCCUAUUCCGGACAUUUACUUGAAUGAAGUAGUGCUUCCCAAUUGCAAAAAAUUCAAAUGUCUAAAGGCCCAACUAUAAUAGGCAUAUGCGCGCAUGGGCUUAUGUAAAAAUCGAACGAACUGCUUCGUCCUGUUUCUGAAAACAUGAGGAGUAGCCUCAUGUAAAAAAAAAACCCGUUGAAUUCACAAAAAUAUUUUUAAAACUGUUUUUAUUCAAUUCACAAUUCGUUUAUCACAUUUUUGUUAAGUAUUAAUUUAAUUUUUCCAUCCCCCUUGCAUCCAUGUUGUUUACAUUUUAUUCGGAGAAAUUUACUCAUGCCGUUAGGUUCAGAGCGCACGGCAUAUGCUUAACGAAAGUUUACGAAGCGCGCAUAUGCGCAUUAUGGCUAUCCCAUAAGAAUUGUGUAUGUUCGACAACUCACUCAUGCCAUUUUGACAUAAGCCCAUGCGCGCAUAUGCCUAUUAUAAAUGGCCUUAAGAUCUAUGAGUGAAGCAUUCUUAUGAAGAUCAACCAAUUCAUAAGUGUUGGGUGGAUGAAGUGUCCAGAGAACUCUGCCAUCUUCUAUGAUCGAAAAAUACCCCCUAAACUGAAAGGAAGCUCUAUACUGCAGUUGUUCAUCCAUCGAUAUCAAAGUGGAACAUCGCUUCAAGGGUCUAGAUGUUAGAAACUUUGCAAUGGCUAUUGAAUCUUAUUACACACACCGCCGCUGGUUGAGAAUCAAAGGUUGUAUUUUGUUUUCCUUUUAAAUCUGCAGAUAUACAAUCCUUUAAUUUUCAGGCAGCGACUUAAGUUGAGACCCAGAUAGUUUGCCUUUGCUAUUUCUUUUUCUAUAAGAUGUGAAAGCAACAAAGAGACGUCAAAAUGAGCCAGGAAAACUGAGUGCAAUUUGUCUUGCGACAAAUUGAUCUUGAUCUCGAAACAAAAAACAAGAAAAUGCCUCUAUUCUGCUUUCAACGAUAUGUAGAUUUAUAAUAAACAGAAAUUAAACAUACAUAAAUAAUAAUUAUUUUAAUAGUAUUUACAUUUUACAAAUCCAAAUUUCAUCAUAUAUUUACAUCAACAGGGUCGAAUCUUAACCAAUUUACACAACGAAAACAUAAUUGCCUAAUAAUUGUGCAGUGUUUAUUGUUUGUCGUGUGUUGUACGUCUA